This is a messenger RNA of Nicrophorus vespilloides, 1300 nucleotides long. Its product is annotated as phosphate carrier protein, mitochondrial-like. The transcript is spliced from 4 exons. The coding region runs from base 125 to 1156 and encodes 343 amino acids. Gene Ontology annotation, biological process: mitochondrial phosphate ion transmembrane transport. The record is from RefSeq and is a predicted model, not a curated record. Gene Ontology annotation, cellular component: mitochondrial inner membrane. Gene Ontology annotation, molecular function: phosphate transmembrane transporter activity. NCBI's taxonomy places the organism in Eukaryota, Metazoa, Arthropoda, Insecta, Coleoptera, Silphidae.
ACGCGCACAGUUAGUUGGCGCAAAAGCAGUUGUGAUACGGCCACCGUUCCGUACAGUCAGACACACUCAGAUUCCUUGGCGGCCAUUUUAUUCUGUUAAUUUAGGCAAGGAAAAUAAAAACAAGAUGCUUCCAUCAUUCAUCACUAAGGCUAUAUGCCAGCCUUCUGAGCAACCCAACCAAUUGGUUUCUGGAAGAAGCAUUGCUGCUGCUGCAGUGAAGCCAGGAGAGAGUUGUGAAUUUGCUUCUAAAAAAUACUUUGCCCUCUGUGGUCUUGGAGGUAUCUUGUCUUGUGGUAUCACCCAUACUAUGGUUGUACCAUUGGACUUGGUCAAGUGCCGUAUCCAAGUUGACCCAGACAAGUACAAGGGCGUCAUCAAUGGCUUCAAGGUGUCCGUAGCUGAGGAAGGUGCUCGUGGUCUCGCCAAGGGUUGGGCCCCAACCUUCUUCGGUUACUCCGCCCAAGGUCUCUGCAAGUUCGGUCUCUAUGAAGUAUUCAAAGUAUUCUACACCGGCGUCAUCGGUGACGAGAACGCCUACCUGUACCGUACCUCCCUGUACUUGGCUUCCUCUGCCACCGCCGAAUUCUUCGCCGACAUCGCCCUGUCCCCGAUGGAAUCCUGCAAGGUCAAGAUCCAGACCACCCCCGGAUUCGCCAACACCCUGCGCGAAGCCAUGCCCAAGAUCUACAAGGAGGAAGGCUUGAACGGUUUCUACAAAUCCCUUGUCCCAUUGUGGAUGAGGCAAAUCCCAUACACCAUGAUGAAGUUCGCCUGCUUCGAGCGUACCGUCGAGCUGCUGUACCACUACGUUGUACCGAAACCACGUGCUGACUGCAGCAAGGGCGAACAGUUGAUUGUUACAUUCGCCGCUGGUUACAUCGCUGGUGUCUUCUGCGCCAUCGUUUCCCAUCCAGCUGAUACCGUUGUAUCCAAGUUGAACCAGAAGAAGGGAGUCAGCGCCGCCGAGGCUGCCAAGGAAUUGGGAUGGGCCGGUCUCUGGAAGGGUCUUGGACCUAGGAUAGUCAUGAUUGGUACUCUUACCGCCCUCCAAUGGUUCAUCUACGAUGCAUUCAAGGUAGCCACCAAGAUGCCACGCCCACCACCACCAGAGAUGCCAGAGUCUUUGAAGAAGAAGCUCGCGGCUGCCGAGAAAUGAACACAAUAAAUUGAUUGUUUAAAUUAAUUAAUUAAUAUUAUUUUUUGUUUGUUUUUAUUUACUUAAGUUAUUUAACAAAACGGAAUUGUUGUGUCAACAUCAGUAUUUGAAUCGAGCAUGCAUGCAUCCAUACACCAUCGAAAA